AUGGCGUCCAAGGUUGAGCUGGUGGUGGAGGUCAAGUCCCCGGCGGACAAGCUGUGGGCGGCGCUGCGCGACUCCACGGAGCUGUUCCCCAAGAUCUUCCCCGAGCAGUACAAGAGCAUCGAGAUCGUCGAGGGCGACGGCAAGUCCGCCGGCACCGUCCGCCUCCUCAAGUACACCGGGGCGGUGCCGAUGCUGACGUUCGCCAAGGAGAAGCUGGAGGUGGCGGACGACGAGAACAAGGUGGUGUCGUACAGCGUGGUGGACGGCGAGCUGGUGGACUUCUACAAGAACUUCAAGAUCACGCUGCAGGUGGCCCCGGCCAAGGCGGCGCCGGAGGGCGAGGCCGAGGCCGGCGCCGGCGCCGUCGUCAACUGGACCAUGGAGUUCGACAAGGCCAACGACCAGGUGCCCGACCCGGACGUCAUCAAGGAGACCGCCACCAAGACGUUCCACGACCUCGACGACUACCUCCUCAAGAACUAG
This is a messenger RNA of Miscanthus lutarioriparius, 483 nucleotides long. Lineage: Eukaryota; Viridiplantae; Streptophyta; Magnoliopsida; Poales; Poaceae. The record is from the annotation of a GenBank genome assembly.